Pocillopora verrucosa is the source of this 1575-nucleotide messenger RNA. Lineage: Eukaryota; Metazoa; Cnidaria; Anthozoa; Scleractinia; Pocilloporidae. The record is from RefSeq and is a predicted model, not a curated record.
AUGAGAAAUGAACUAAAGUGUAAGAUCAAGAACACUAAGCGCGAAUUCUAUCAAAAGGCACUGUCUUCUUCCAAACCUAAAGAGAUAUGGCAAGUUAUACACAGAAUUCUUCACCCAAGCCCACAACCACUUAGAGCAGAACCCGAAGAGCUAAACUCUUUCUUUGCCUCUACUGCUGAAAGAGUCGCCGGCACAUCUGCCAUUCCAACCGACGAACUAUGGAAGCUGAUAGACUCUCUUCCUGAAGAUGAAGGCAAUUCAUUUCACCUUCGUAAAUUCACUUGCAAAGAAGUUCUUUCGGAGUUAAAGAAACUAAGAAAUGACUGUUCAUGUGGUCCAGAUAGCAUUCCAGUCAAGUUCCUCAAGAUGGCUGCUGAACAACUUACUCGGUCGUUAACUCACAUACUGAACAACUGCAUUGACAAUCUAACAUUUCCAUCCGUCUGGAAAACAGCCAGAAUUAGCACAAUUCCAAAAGUUAAAGAGAUCAAGUCCAACAGCGAUCUCCGCUCUAUUUCGAUCCUUCCUUUCCUGUCCAAAGUAUAUGAGCGUCUUGUAUUACGUCAGAUGGUUAAUUUUCUAUCCUUUGGCCCUUUUGGUAUUCUUAAGGAAUCACUUGGAGCGUAUGGAAAAGGACACAGUACCACCACUGUUCUUCUUGCUAUGAGGGACAAUAUUUUACACUCAGUGAAACGUGGCGAGGCAACCAUGGCUAUUUUGGCUGAUUUCUCGAAGGCAUUUGACACAGUUGCCUAUGAAACUGUAUGGGUCACUAGCUAUCUUACCAAGAGAAAGCAGUUUGUUCAGAUAGAUGACAAACUUUCAAGUACCAUUGAGGUGGCCUUAGGUGUCCUCCAGGGUUUCAUAUUGGGGCUCGUCAUCUUCAAUCUUUAUAUCAAUGACUUGUCAGAUAGUCUGGAGGCGUCCGUAACAUCACACCAGUACGCUGACGACACAACCAUCUACGCGCACAGCAAACCUGCAAAUAUUAAGCAGUGUGAAGACCAAUUACAAUAUGCCUUGGAUCAGCUUUCAACUUGGUCAAGUAUUUGCAGAGAAUGCAGAUCUUUUUUCAAGACGGCAGAUAAAGACAAAGUCUCAAAGCCUCCAAUAGAUUCUCUUUCUUCUGGCGUUCAGAGAAUUUUGUUGGAACCCGACAGCGACCCGUUAUUAAUAUGCACUCCUGCAAAACAAGAGGUUUCUUACGCACUUGAAACUCUCGGGAGCUUAUACCAGCCGUCGGAGAGUAGCUCAGAUUCUGAGGAGACAGUUCGAGGAACCAGAUCAAGUAGAGAUAAACUGAAUAAGUAUCUUGCUUCAAGGGAUAUAAGUCCCGUCCGUUCCCAGUUGAAGAUGCCGUGGGAUAUGGCGUCGGAUAGAACUCAACGAUUCCACAUUCGUAAAGCAAAACAAGUGGUCGAUGCAGCUCUUGGAGAGAUUGCGCCACAAGACACUGAAAAACUCUGGAUAUCCUUAGUUCAAUCUAAAGUUGCAGCUCAGCAGACCAGUGACGAAGCCAUUGACUUCAAGCUAGCAGAUGCGCUUGCAGAAUGUUACAAGAACGCAGGACACUAG